AUGCCUUCAGAUCUUGGUCGCGCAGCCUCACAGUCUUCCAGUGCGGCUUCUCAAACAACACAGAUUGCCGCUUCUCAUAGUCGCCCUGGAACAGCAGAUCUAAUGAGAUCGCGCUCCGAGACGGUAGUGUCGAGAAACAGCCGUCGCCCAAGGUCGAGAGGCUCGACCGCUAGUAUUCAUUCGACCACUACCCAACAGACCCAGGACCAACAACUUACCGAUGGCUUCUCCCAGUUCCUACCGGCCCAGGCGUCUGCUGGGCCCAAUAUCUUCAGCACUAACCCGGAGGAAAUCAUUAUGCGAUUUGGUCAGCAAUUAUCACAUACAGUCAAUGGAACCUCUUUAGAUCCAACAAUCCCAGAUGCACACCACCAUGUCAUGGGCAGGGCCGAUGAUUUUUCUGACCACGCCAUGCACGGUCAUCACUUAUCGCAGCAUUCUAUCCCUUCUGCAAUCCACGCACACGGAUUACCAGGCGUCGCAAUACCCCAGUACCAGACCAUGUAUGACAGUGGAAUUGAGAACCAUGUACCAGACCACCUACUCGAUGACCAUGAGGCUUCAGAAACGGGCGCCAAGAAGAAGAAAGGCUCUAGCUCAUCUCUUGCCAAUGAUAAUGAGCUACGGAAACUUCUGCGACAAUACGAAGGCUACACUCUCAAGCAAAUGGCCGCGGAAGUCCUCAAACACGAGGGGGCAGGUGGCAAGGCGGAGAAGGUCAAACAAGUCUUUGCGAUGAUCUGGUUGAAAGAGAACUGCAGGAAAAGCAGUGGUUCCGUCCGACGAGAUCGAGUCUACUGCUGCUACGCAGAGAAGUGUGGUACUGAACGGGUUUCAGUGUUGAAUCCUGCCUCAUUCGGAAAGCUCGUGCGGAUCAUAUUUCCAAAUGUACAAACGCGUCGCCUAGGCGUCCGCGGAGAGUCGAAGUAUCAUUAUGUUGACUUGACGGUCAUCGAGGAGAAGCAGCAAAAGUCAACACCACAACAGGCUCAGUUCCAAUCCCUCGAUGCAACAACGUCUGGCGCCACAGAAGCUACCAAUGGAGAAGUGACGCAAAAGAGUGCGAGCGUGGUAUCGCAACCCACUGCCGACACGGCACUAUUUCCUUCUCCCACAACAUCGUUUGCUCCGAAGGUUGUCGCGAGCAUAGCAAACUUUGGCUGCGGGUGCCAGUCACGGGCUAAUGACGACUCUGAUAUUACCCUGGAAAAUGUUGCUAGCCAUUCUGGGAAGUUAAUACACCAGAUGCUUCAACUACCAACCACGGAUGGAUCCUCGGUAGAUACCGACUCCCUGCAACUACCUGAUAUCAAGAAUUUCCUGCCCGCCAAUACAGAUUCCAGAGUAGCGGCAGCCCUUGCCGCUCUUUAUCGUUCUCACUGCAUCUCGGUCAUUGAUAGCUUCCGAUACUGCAAGGAGCGCAACCUCCUUCGUUACUUCUCUGCAUUUCAUGGGACUCUGACCGUUCCGGUACAGAAAUUAUUGACGCACCCCAAUCUUGCCCCGUGGAUCAAGGAAUGCGACUGGUUAAUGUACCAGAAGAUGAUUGCUUUUGUGGCACCACUGACGACACAAGUUGUUCCCAAACUUGUUCUGGACGCGUUCAGCUCGAUAUCACAGCGACUCACAGCCCAUAUUGCCGACACUUUUAAGACUCAGCCUGUACAUGUAUCAUUGGCGCGACUGAUACCGGCCCAUAUCUUUUGCAGUCUCCUGAGACAUAUGCUCGAUGUGAACCAGUCUGCGAAUGCCGCCGCUGCAUGGCUCUGUCACCCUGACAACCGAAACCAGAUGUGGCUUGACUUUAAAACAUUGGUCGAUCCGAAGGAGAUGAUCACGAGGGCGAAUAUUCCAACUUGCGCAGAACAAGCUACGGAGCGGAUACUGACGCACGAUGUUCGUGCUCUCCUUACGCCUAUUACUGACCUGAAUCUUUCCCAGUCUGAUUCAGAGCGGAGUACUCCGGAACACAAAUUUCCUGUGGAUGAGUCUGUGGGGGAGGAAUACAACUUCCCAGACAAAUGGAUCUCUUUCAUACUCAACCUUCCCAAUAUCUUCCCCCAACACCGCACGCAGUGCAUAAUAGAGCGCGUGGACGCCUUGUGGGACUGUAUUCUUCGCCGAUUGACAUUAGGAGGGGCCCAGAGCUUUAGUGCUUGGUGGAUGACAAAAGUUUUCUUCCACGAAAUGAUGUUAUGGCAAGCAGAAAAGGGUGGUUUCAUGCAUUACACACCAAGCACUUUGCAGAAAACAGGUCUGGACUUCGACCAGUCUGGACCCGGAGGUCUUCUUCUGAAACCGUCUUCUAAUGCUGCCGAUCAGAACGGAAGAUCUACAACAUCGGAUUCACAAACUGGCUCAUCGAUAGACCGAUCACAGAUGGAGGUUGAAACAAACCUUAGCCACGUCGAGAACGAGAAGCCCAAUGAUAUGACCGAGAGUCUAACGAGUUUUCAUGCCCCAAAUCACGACGACAGCGCUAUUGACCUUGACGAUGACUCGAUGUUGAUGACUGUGGGUAAAUACGGCGAUAUGAUGGUCUCCGACCCAGCAGAUGCUGAAGGAGAUGUUGUGGUCAUAUAG
Messenger RNA from Aspergillus calidoustus, 2583 nucleotides. Lineage: Eukaryota; Fungi; Ascomycota; Eurotiomycetes; Eurotiales; Aspergillaceae. The record is from the annotation of a GenBank genome assembly.